Protobothrops mucrosquamatus (brown spotted pit viper) is the source of this 2787-nucleotide messenger RNA. It is a transcript of the gene CLSTN1, whose product is annotated as calsyntenin 1. The transcript has 18 exons. Gene Ontology annotation, cellular component: postsynaptic membrane; cell surface. The record is from RefSeq and is a predicted model, not a curated record. Gene Ontology annotation, molecular function: amyloid-beta binding; calcium ion binding; X11-like protein binding. NCBI's taxonomy places the organism in Eukaryota, Metazoa, Chordata, Lepidosauria, Squamata, Viperidae. The coding region runs from base 1 to 2787 and encodes 928 amino acids. Gene Ontology annotation, biological process: homophilic cell-cell adhesion; positive regulation of synapse assembly; positive regulation of synaptic transmission.
AUGCGGCUGCUGGCCCCGGCCUGCCUCCUGGCGGCGCUGCUCUGCGGCGGCCUCCGCGCCGCCCGAGUUAACAAGCACAAGCCGUGGAUUGAAACCACUUACCAUGGCAUUGUUACCGAAAACGACAACACAGUGCUCCUGGACCCUCCCUUGAUAGCACUGGAUAAAGAUUCGCCGCUUCGCUUUGCAGAGAGUUUUGAGCUGACCCUCAGCAAGGAAGGUGAGAUUUGUGGAUUUAAAAUUCACGGGCAAAAUGUCCCCUUCGAAGCGGUGGUGGUGGAUAAAUCCACCGGGGAAGGGAUGAUCCGAUCCAAAGAAAAACUGGACUGCGAGCUGCAGAAGGAAUACACCUUCACCAUCCAGGCCUACGAUUGCGGGACAGGACCGGACCGAGUCAAUAUGAAGAAGUCUCACAAAGCCACCGUGCACAUCCAGGUGAACGAUGUCAACGAGUAUGCGCCAGUCUUCAAGGAGAAGUCCUACAAGGCCACGGCAAUCGAGGGGAAGCGGUACGACAACAUCCUGAAGGUGGAGGCGGUGGAUGCCGACUGUUCCCCGCAGUUCAGCCAGAUCUGCAGUUACGAGAUUGUCACUCCGGAGGUUCCCUUUGCAAUCGACAAAGACGGAUACAUUAAGAACACGGAGAAGCUGAGCUUCAGCAAGGAGCACCAGUACAAGCUCACCGUCACGGCCUACGACUGCGGGAAGAAGAGGGCGGCCGAGGACGUGCUGGUGAAGAUCAGCAUUAAACCCACCUGCAAACCAGGCUGGCAGGGCUGGAGCAAAAGGGUGGAAUACGAACCCGGGACAGGGGCGCUUUCCCUCUUCCCCAACAUCCACCUGGAGACCUGCGACGAGCCCAUCUCCUCCGUCCAGGCCACCGUCGAGCUGGAGACCAAUCACAUUGGGAAAGGCUGCGACCGAGACACCUACUCGGAGAAGUCCCUGCACCGGCUCUGCGGCGCUUCCUCGGACACCGCGGAGCUGCUCCCUUCCCCGAGCAACGUGGCCAACUGGACCGUCAACCUCCCCACCGACAACGGCCACGAAAGCGACCAGGUCUUCGAGUUCAACGGCACCCAAGCCGUGAAGGUGCCGGAGAGCGUGGUCAGCAUCAGCCUGAAGGAGCCGUUUGUGAUUUCCGUCUGGAUGAGGCACGGCCCCGGGGCCAAGGAGAAGGAGACCAUCCUCUGCAAUUCGGACAAGACAGACAUGAGCCGUCACCGUUAUUCCCUCUACGUGCACAAUUGCCGGUUGGUCUUCCUCUUCCGCCAGGAUCCUUCCGAGGGGCAGAGUUACAAGCCGGCCGAAUUCCACUGGAGGCUGAAUCAGGUUUGCGAUCAGGAAUGGCACCACUACAUCCUCAACGUAGAGUUUCCGGUGGCCACGCUCUACGUCGAUGGCGUUUCCUUUGAUCCCUUCCCGGUGACCGAGGAUUAUCCCCUUCACCCCUCCAAGAUAGAAUCCCAGCUAGUGGUUGGAGCUUGCUGGCAAGAGUAUACGGAAAAUGAGAAUGACACCGACAAAGCCACAGAGAAUCCUGCAGGGGGUGACCAGCGGAUGGCUCAGUUCUUCCGCGGCAACCUGGCUGGCCUGACCAUCCGCUUGGGGAAGCUGGAGAGCAAGAAAGUCAUCGAUUGCCUGUACACCUGCAAGGAAGGCCUGGACCUGCCCACCGCGGACGGCGCUGCGAAGGGCCUCAAGAUCCACAUGAAUCCCAGCCAGUCAGCCCUGAGUUUAGAAGGGGAUGACAUCGAGCGGUUCGACAAAACCAUGCAGCGCAUCUCGUACGUGAACUCGCGCCAGUUCCCCACACCCGGCAUCCGGCGGAUCAAAAUUACAAGCACGGUGAAGUGUGCCGACAAGGAAGCCUGCAUCGCCAUCCCGCUCGUGGAGGGCUACGUCGUGGUCCUGCAGCCCGAGGAGCCCAAGAUCAGCCUGAGCGGCAUCGACCACUUUGCCCGCUCGGCUUCGGAGUUCGAGAGCCCCGAAGGCGUGUCCCUCUUCCCCGAGCUCCGGAUCGUCAGCACCAUCACCCGGGAGGUGGAGCCCGAGGGAGAGGGGGAGGAGGACCCUACAGUCCAAGAGUCCUUGGUGUCCGAAGAAAUCAUGCAUAAUUUGGACACCUGCGAAGUGUCGGUGCUGGGGGAGGAACUGAACCGGGACCAAGAGAGCCUGGAGGUCGACCUGGUGAGGCUGCAGCAGAAAGGAAUGGAGAUGAGCAGCUCUGGCCUUGGCCUCAUCCUUACCGGGGUGGACACCAUGGCUAGCUACGAGGAGGUUUUGCACUUGAUCCGGUACCGCAACUGGCACGCCGUCUCGCUCUUUGACCGAAAAUUCAAGCUGGUGUGCUCGGAGCUCAACGGACGCUAUGUUAGCAACGAAUUUAAGGUGGAAGUAAUGGUUCCCAGCACCGCCACAGUGGUGAUCGUGGUGUGCAUCAGCUUCCUGGUUUUCAUGAUCAUCCUGGGGGUCUUCCGGAUCCGAGCGGCCCACCAGCGGACGAUGCGGGACCAGGACUCCGGGAAGGAGAACGAGAUGGACUGGGACGAUUCUGCCUUGACCAUCACGGUGAACCCCAUGGAGACCUACGAGGACCAGCACAGCAGCGAGGAGGAAGAGGAGGAGGAGGAAGAAAGCGAAGACGGGGGCGAGGAAGACGACAUCACCAGCGCCGAAUCGGAGAGCAGCGAGGAGGAGGAGGAGGGGGGCGAGCAGGAGGAGGACCCCCAGCACGCCAACCGGCAGCAGCAGUUGGAGUGGGAUGACUCGACCCUGCCCUACUGA